CUAUUGAUGAUGCAGGAAUAAUAAGCCCAUUAAACAUGCACUGACUGCUGGAGACGGCAAGCUGCUCGCAGGAAAUCCAGUGUUAGCCACAAUCAUUGCUUUUCGAGCAUUUGCAGUGAAUUUCAGACCUAGGACGAUCUGUAUUGCACCUAAUGGAUGCUUCUUGAAGUCCUUCUUUUAAUCCCAUCCCUGCACUGACCAAGCAAGGAUCCUGAUGCAGCCUCUUUCCCCUACUGCCCUAGCUGCCUCCGUGUAAAUGCCAAUGCAUACACUAGAUAUCCAUCCUGCUCCUCCCUGUGUGAUGCAUUUCAGGAGACCAAGGAACCCUCAGUUAUCAUGGGCAAUAAGCAAACUAUAUUUACUGAUGAACAGCUAGAUGCUUAUCAGGAUUGCACUUUCUUCACCCGAAAAGAAAUCCUCCGGUUACACGCACGGUUUUAUGAGUUGGCUCCUAACAUGGUGCCGAUGGAUUAUACAGAUGACCCAGAUGUGAAACUGCCCAUGCAGCUUAUCAUUAAUAUGCCUGAACUGAUGGAAAAUCCUUUCAAGGAGAGAAUCGUGCAAUCUUUCUCUGAAGAUGGGGAAGGGAACCUUAGUUUCAAUGACUUUGUGGAUAUGUUCUCUGUGAUGAGCGAGAUGGCUCCCCGUGAGCUAAAAGCAAUCUACGCCUUUAAGAUCUAUGAUUUUAACACAGACAACUUUAUAUGUAAAUCUGAUCUGGAGAAAACUCUGAACAAAGUAACACGAGAAGAACUGGAGGAGGAAGAGGUGACACUGGUAUGUGAGAAGGUUAUUGAAGAGGCAGACAUGGACGGUGAUGGAAAACUGGCAUUCGCAGACUUUGAGAAUAUGAUAUCCAAAGCUCCAGAUUUUCUGAGUACCUUCCAUAUAAGAAUAUGAAGAUGUGUUCAAUGUUUUCACUGGUUCAGAACUACUGGAUCUCAGGCAUCCACAGGACCCAACCUGCAAAAAAAACCUGGCCACCUUUAUACAGGAAGCCUAAUUUACAAAAGGAAAUUCAGUAUUCUCUAGUAUUCAUAGAUGAAUCUGACUGCAUUUUUUUAAAAUACUAAAACUUUUCUUAUAGUUAAAGCAAAAAAAAAUAAGAGGAAUUUUGUAUAGACUACCACUCCUGAAGAGGAAUAAAGAUGAAUAUGCGGGGCCUUAUGUGAGAAAAUAUGGAUCUUCAAUAUAAUGCUAAACCAUUUGGCUGUUUAACACAAUUUUUUUUAAGUGUAUUAAUCACAAUACAUUAUCACUCCAGCUGUAAACGCCUAGUAUCACUAUCAUGGAAUAUAAAUUAUAUAUUAUAUUUUUAAAGGGCUUAUAUCUGCUUGAGAAAAGGACAUAAGUGAUUGAGGUGCCAUUCUGGACUGUCAGCAUGCGUUAUUCAAGAUGACUCAGGAACAAGUGGAUAAGAUCACACUUUUACACUAUGUGCCAGGGCUAAGUAAUGAAAACAAAAAUAUAAAUAAAUAUAAGCUUUUUGCCUUUGAGACCUGGGUAUAUAUGGUGUUGUAAGCCAGUGUGAAUAGCUGAAGACAUCAUUUGAGACUUAUAAACAUCAGUUAUCCUACUUCCAACAGAGGGCACUGAGUUAAUGGUUAUUUUAGCAGGUGGUCUCUUUACCUUGAAUAGACUUCAGCUUUGCAGUGUGGUGAUUGUCAAGGGACAUGACUUGGUAUCGUGGAAGACAGGACGAUCUCAAGGGCUAGCUUGGAAGCACGAACACUCAUUCUAAUCCAUGGACUAAAGGCCGCACAAGCAGAGGCCUCAACCAGAACAAAUCAGUGAACUUCUAAAGGGCAUUGCUUAUAAGGGAGAUGUUCUGAAAUAUUAAUGCCUCUCCCAUAACUAACAUGGUGCCUUUCAUAGUCAUUGUGAGUUUCUGUACAUGUCAUUGGAUAAAUCUGUCAUUUUUUCUGUAAGUGAUCACAAUUAAUCACUUACACAUGGGUAAUAUGUCUGUAAGUAAAAGGAAUAUGUUGCACAGCUCUCGUUUUUUGUUUCCUAGAGAUUGCUACUUAAAAUUUACUUUUGAGUCCUGGGAAAGAUAUCUUCUUUAUUGAUUGUUUAUUUGAAUGAUUCCAAAACUCAUUAGCAGCUAUCAAAAUAAAUCAUGCCAAGAAACAAAAAUAGUAAAUGAAAACAGAAAAUGUACAUAUGACAUGGAAGACGUUGAUGGUGUUAGAGAGAGGGUAGAGAGUACCCUGCUUGUGAAUAAUUAUAGUCAAGAGAGGAAUGGCUGUGCUGAGACUGUAGGAACUAUUGGGACUAGGAGUGCUCAUUAGGACUGUAACUGCCAGUAUGAGUCUGGUAUAUUUUGUUGAAAAUGUUGAAUGAUUAGAAUGUCAACAAAAUGUCCUGGUGGCUCUAGUGGUGACUUACCUGAUCCGGCGGCUCCAGUGUUGUCUUCCGAGUCUGCUAUGACAUCAGGGUGUAUCCUGGGGAUCCUGCAAUGCUUCCAGCUGUAAUUAUGAUUAACCCUAACCCUUAACCCUAACCUUCCCCCUAGUGCCUAACCCUAAUCUUUCACGUAUCGUAGGUUUUAUUGAAGGUGUUGAUUUAGAGAGAAAAAGAGUCUGAUGAGGUGGUAUUAGACAGUUUCAUGACUGAGCAGAAGCAUGGAAGAAACCUUGGAGGCAGGAGUAAGAAGUGGUCAUCAGAGAAGAGAUGAGGCAAAGUUCUGUGGCACAUGGGCUGGAAUGGAAAGUAUCUUGUGACAAUGUCAGAAAUGUCUGAACAGGUGAAGGUGUUGGUGAGUAGUUUGAGUUGGAUGAUGGAGGUUAUGGAGAGCCAGUGUAGGGAUUUGCAGGAUGGGGCAGCAGAUGUGGAGAGGAAGAUCAGUGUCACUAUGAGAUUAAGGACAGAUUGUAGUAUAGAUAGGUGGGUGCGGGGAAGGCUAGACGUAGCAGUGUGUUAACAGGGCAUCCAUACAUUUGCUAAAUUUGGUGAGGGUGUGCAGAGGGAAUUGCAGGCUAUGCUGAGUGUGGCCCAAAACUAGAGCAUUGAAGGACUUCAACAGAUAUAGGAAGUGGAGACACGAAAGAAUGGUGGGAAAAACAGAGUAGUUCAUGCCUAGGUAGUAAAGGGUAUGCAGGAGAAGAGUGUGUCCAACUUUAUUAAAAGAAGCAGAGAGCUAAAAGAAGAUGAGUAGGGAGAAGUGGCUCUAGACCUUAUCCAUGAAUUGAUCAUUUAUCACUUUAAGAAUAGUAAAUCAAUUUAGUGUAGAGGGCAGAAACUCAAUCACACAGGGUUGAGGAGGAAGUGGAGAGAAAAUAGGAUAGGUGGUUUGGAUUCCUUCCGAACAUAUUUAUAUUAUGCAGCAGGACGCUUAUUGGGCCUACUGGGGCGUGGCCUUGUGUCCACUAGAUCACAAACCUGGUAUGAUGUUAUACAGGUGUGUCUGCAUGUCACUCCCUCAUUCAAGCAACUGACACAUGGCCGUGCCCCUCUCUAGGGAGGCCAUCCCGGGCCAUUUUUUCAAUCACGGGUAUCGGGAUUGAAAAAUGGACAUUCCCGGGAUACCCAUGGUUGGCUUUACCCUAUGUAUCCACCCCCCUCGCCCCACCCCACACACAUAACUAACUAACCAUACAACGAGGGUAGGCAGGUAGGGAACAUCCAUCUCUCUCGGCGGCGGGUGAACUGUAACGCUGCGCUGGGGAGCUGGGAGGAGGCAGCCAGCCAGCCAGCGUCUGAGCGUCCUGAGGAUGCUCAACGCUGAUCCCUCAGUCCCCGGGAUUGGAGCUUCCAAUCCCGGGAUUGAAUCCCAGCCAUUUUUGGCCCUAAAUACCGGGAUCACACCGAUCCUGAUCCCAGGAUUGGCCUCCCUACCCCUCUCUGAAAUGGGCUACACUGCAUUAUCAGAAAUGUACAGUAUAUAGCAAAACAUUUUCUACUGUAAUUUUGUUUGGUGUAAUCGCUAAAUUACCCAAUUUACCCAGCUAAAUUGGUUUUAAUAUCAGCCUCAGAUCCGGAUACAAAUAAGCCUCUUAGGUUUUUUGGUUGUAAUAUUAAUGUGGAAAUAAGUAGUACUGUUUUUAUUUUCUAAUGCUGCAGCAUGUAUUGUAUAUGAUGAAAUUCUUUUUAUUUGUGCUUAUUUAGAGUACUAUUUUUUAUGAAUAAAAAAGAUUGAAUAUAAAA
Pseudophryne corroboree (corroboree frog) is the source of this 4146-nucleotide messenger RNA. RefSeq names its product calcium and integrin binding family member 2 (gene CIB2). The transcript has 6 exons. Lineage: Eukaryota; Metazoa; Chordata; Amphibia; Anura; Myobatrachidae. Gene Ontology annotation, biological process: calcium ion homeostasis. Gene Ontology annotation, cellular component: cytoplasm; stereocilium; cell periphery. The coding region runs from base 337 to 900 and encodes 187 amino acids. The record is from RefSeq and is a predicted model, not a curated record. Gene Ontology annotation, molecular function: magnesium ion binding; calcium ion binding.